CGAUAGACAAGCUUAUCGCAGACCGCCAAGAUGGUAAGGAAUCAAUCCAUCCUUCUUGUUCGCCUUCGAAAUUGCCACAUUUGUCGGUGAAGGCAAUCCCUCACGAGACCUUCACACGACAAGUCCAAUGAUGAGGAUAUGGCGGAGGACUUCAUCAGCUAUGGAAUGAGGAGGAACCUGGUGGUUCUCGCAGUUGAUCUCCUCAACCCAACCCCAGCCGCUGAGGCUCGCAAGCACAAGCUCAAGACCCUUGUCCCUGCUCCCCGCUCCUUCUUCAUGGACGUCAAGUGCCCCGGCUGCUUCACCAUCACCACCGUCUUCUCCCACGCACAAACCGUUGUCAUCUGCGCUGGCUGCUCGACUGUGCUCUGCCAACCAACCGGUGGAAAGGCCCGCUUGACUGAAGGCUGCUCCUUCCGAAGAAAGUAGAUGUGCCACCAGCACUCCUCUGCUUUCUCUGUCGCGUCUCUCCGUUAAUGCAUGUCACCUC
Molecule: messenger RNA, 490 nt
Organism: Amorphotheca resinae ATCC 22711
Lineage: Eukaryota; Fungi; Ascomycota; Leotiomycetes; Helotiales; Amorphothecaceae
Exons: 3
Coding region: 139-429 (96 amino acids)
Biological process (GO): translation; ribosomal small subunit assembly
Cellular component (GO): cytosolic small ribosomal subunit; ribosome
Molecular function (GO): RNA binding; structural constituent of ribosome
Source: RefSeq, a predicted model, not a curated record